Messenger RNA from Tilletiopsis washingtonensis, 1398 nucleotides. Its product is annotated as FMN-dependent alpha-hydroxy acid dehydrogenase. NCBI's taxonomy places the organism in Eukaryota, Fungi, Basidiomycota, Exobasidiomycetes, Entylomatales. The record is from RefSeq and is a predicted model, not a curated record. Bases 124 to 1398 code for a protein of 424 amino acids. Gene Ontology annotation, molecular function: oxidoreductase activity; FMN binding. The transcript is spliced from 7 exons.
CCUCCACCUCCGCAUCCCGACGCCUCGGCCUCGGAGGGCCACGCUUGCCCCGCCGCUCGUCUGCUGCUGGCUGGCCGACACCGGCCUAUCACUCCACCACCACUCACCACCCAUAGCCUCACCAUGGAUCCGACCAACCUGCCGAAGCGCACCACGCCGCACUGGUCGCUCUACCAGCGCCAAGCGUUCGACACCGGCGGCGCGCUCUUCUCCAGCCACCCCGACGAGGUCGAGGCGCUGGCACACGAGCGUCUCUCCGCCGGCGGCUGGUCGUAUGCCUCGUGCAACGCCGGCCUCGGCGACACGCACCGCGCCAACCGGCAGGCGUUCCAGCACUGGCGCAUCGUGCCGCGCAUGAUGGUAGACACCAAUGAGCGCGACACGACGACGGAGGUGUAUGGCAAGCGCCUCGCCGCGCCCCUCGCCUUCUCGCCCGUCGGCAUCAACAAAAUCUACCAUCCCGAGGGCGAGCUGCCCGUGGCGCGCGUGGCCGGCGAGCUGGGCCUGCCCUACUCGCUCUCGACGGCCGGCUCCUGCUCGAUUGAGGAUGCUGCAGCACACAACGACCAGGGUGCACAGCUGGGCAAGGAGCAGGACAGAGGCUCGGUCGACAGCAAGGGGCUGCGCUACUUCCAGCUCUAUCUGCCACACGACGACGAGCUCGCCACUUCGCUCUUGCAGCGUGCUGCCGACUCCGGCUACGACGCCUGCAUUUUCACCGUCGACACCUGGCAGCUGGGCUGGCGGCACGAGGACAUCCGCCUUGGCAACUACGGCUUCUACAAGGGCAUCGGCACCGAGCUGGGAGCGUCGGACCCCGUCUUCCGCCGCAAGCUUGAUGAGUGGGGCCUCGACCCUGUCAAGGACACGAAGGAGGUCGGACGCAAGUGGAUUGACUCGGUCUGGCACGGCAAGGCGUUUGACUGGUCAAAGCUGCCGUGGGUCAUUGCUGAAUGGAAGCGCGUCAGCGGCGGCAAGCCGUUCCUGCUGAAGGGCGUGCAGAGCGUGGCCGAUGCGCUGCGUGCCAAGGAGGCCGGCUGUGACGGCGCUGUGGUCAGCAACCAUGCUGGUCGCCAAGUCGACGGCGCGGUGGGCAGCCUCGAUGUGCUGCCAGAGAUCCGCGAGGCUGUGGGCGCUGACUGGACGCUGAUGUUCGACUCGGGCGUCCGCUCCGGCGCCGACAUCUUCAAGGCGAUCGCGCUCGGCGCAGACCUGGUCAUGAUCGGCCGCAUGUGGAUCUACGGCCUGAGCAUCAAGGGCGAGGAGGGCGUGCGGCAUGUGCUGCGCAGCCUGCUCGCCGAAUUCGACAUUCUAAUGAACGUCGCCGGCUUCCGCAGCAUCAAGGAGAUCGACCGCAGCGCGCUGCGCUACGUCGGCCCUGCCGGCGCGCAUCUGUGA